Messenger RNA from Recurvomyces mirabilis, 825 nucleotides. RefSeq lists its product as uncharacterized. Lineage: Eukaryota; Fungi; Ascomycota; Dothideomycetes; Mycosphaerellales; Teratosphaeriaceae. The transcript has 2 exons. The record is from RefSeq and is a predicted model, not a curated record. The coding region runs from base 1 to 825 and encodes 274 amino acids.
AUGAAUGUGCUCCCGCUCUUCAUUGGUGGAAGCCUUGCCGUCACCAAUCUCGAUCUCGAUCAACAAAGAGAUGCGCUUGAAAGACAAUCAAUGUCGUCCCUCGUGUGGCCUCUUGCCCUCAGCUGGAACUUGUACGAGGCGGCACUGGCAUACAAGCUUCAAGCAGAUGACUUGGUCCGCAAGGGUGAUCCCGAAACACUCCUCUGCGCGUACUCGAUGUAUUCACAUCUGGUCCACCUUCUCGACCAUGCUGGAGCGAGUGGUAUCUUCAUGCCUUCGAGCAGCGACGCCCUCAGCCAGUGUUUCGACGCAGAUAUACACGGUUCCCGCCUAGUGUCUGCGUUCAGGGUCUUGUACAUCAGUGAAGCCGUGAGCGAGCUGGAUGCUCUGAUGGAGGGAAUGCACAGAUUGCCUCCCGCGAUGAUUUUCCGGGUGUUGCACUUUAGUGGUGCGCUGACAUUGCUCCGAGACUGCAUCAUGACCGGAAUGCAGGUCGAACGCACGUCAAUGGACGUGUUUCUGGGAGUACUCGAGGGCCUACCUCACUUGGACUCAAGUAUGGAACACGAUCGCGCGCUGGUAGUAGGGGCCAUUGCUCAAAACGAGCAAGCUGGAAAGAUCAGCAUCGACCCUUCCAGCCUCAGCAUUUUCGCUUUGCCCAUGGAGCCCUUCGACCAUCAUCGCGAGCUAGAUCUACCGACCCGUCCAUCCGACUUUGUAGGCUGUCAAUACCUCGCGCAUUUGCGUAGUCUGAUCCCUGGGGAACGUGAGCGCAUUGUGAAAUCGCAGCAGAAGCAUGGUCUAUUGGUAACGAACUUGGAGUAG